Molecule: messenger RNA, 3101 nt
Organism: Linum tenue
Lineage: Eukaryota; Viridiplantae; Streptophyta; Magnoliopsida; Malpighiales; Linaceae
Source: the annotation of a GenBank genome assembly
CCCUUCCGUCUCCAAUGGCUCUUCCCCUGUUUCUGUUCCUUCUCUUCUCCCUUCUUCCCCCUCUCCAUGCCACCGCCACCGCCACCAACCAAUCCCACUUCUUCACUCUCAUCAAAGCUUCCCUCUCAGGUCCCACCCUCUCCGACUGGGACAUCGACGGCGGCAAACCCUUCUGCAACUUCACAGGCAUCGCCUGCAACACCCAGGGCCAGGUCGAAAAGUUCGACAUCUCAUGGAAGCAAAUCUCUGGCAGCUUCCCUCCCGAUAUCUGCUCCUACCUCCCCAACCUACGCAUCCUCCGCCUCGGCCACAACCAUCUCCGCGGCAGCGAUCAAUUCCUCCCCACCAUCGUCGCCAACUGCUCGCUCCUCGAAGAGCUCGACAUGAGCACUCUGUACCUCGCCGGCAAACUCCCUCCCGAUUUCUCGCCCCUGAAAUCACUCAGAGUCCUCAACAUGUCCUACAACCUUUUCACCGGCGAUUUCCCACUCUCUGUCGCCAACCUCAGCAACCUCGAGCUCCUCGACUUCAACGAGAAUGGAAACCUCAAUUUAUGGCAGCUUCCCGAUAGCUUCUCCCGAUUGACCAAGCUCAACACCAUGAUACUGACAACCUGCAUGGUGCGAGGUACGAUCCCCCGUUGGCUAGGGAACAUGACCUCGCUCGUCGAUCUCGAGCUGAGCGGGAAUUACCUCACAGGAGGAAUUCCCGUACAGCUCGGGCAGCUGAAGAAUCUUCAGUCGCUCGAGCUGUACUAUAACUACGAGCUCUCUGGCUCCAUACCUGAAGAGCUCGGCAAUCUGACCGAGCUCGUGGACCUGGACAUGUCGGUCAACAAGUUGACCGGCAACCUCCCGGCGUCUAUAUGCCGCCUGCCGAAGCUCCAAGUGCUGCAGCUUUACAACAACAGCCUGUCAGGAGAGAUUCCCGACGCUUUAGCCGAGUCAACAUCACUGCGCAUUUUGUCGCUGUAUGGCAAUUCUCUAACAGGGGAAGUUCCGAAAGGGCUCGGGAGACUGUCGCAAAUGAUGGUGCUUGACUUGUCGGAGAAUCGGCUCUCGGGGGAUUUGCCGGCGGAGAUUUGCAACGGAGGUAAGCUGCUCUACUUUCUUGUACUGGAUAAUUUGUUCUCCGGGGAGCUACCAAAGAGCUUGACGCAAUGCAAGACUCUGUUGCGAUUCCGCGUCAGUCACAACCGUUUGGAAGGGUCGAUCCCUGAGGGACUUCUGGGUCUCCCACAUGCUUCAAUUAUUGAUCUUGCUUACAAUAAUUUCACUGGUUCGAUUGAUAAAUCGAUCGCCGUUGCUAGAAACUUGUCCGAGCUUUUCAUCCAGAGCAACAAGAUAACAGGGACACCGCCGCCUGAAAUCUCUGGCGCUGUAAACCUGGUGAAGAUGGAUCUCAGCAAUAAUCUCUUGUGGGGAGGAAUCCCUCCACAGAUUGGGAACCUCAGAAAGCUUAAUCUACUCAUGCUGCAAGGAAACAAGCUCAAUUCUUCAAUCCCCAAUUCGCUCUCUUCCCUGAAAUCACUCAACGUUCUUGAUCUUUCCAACAACCUUUUGACUGGGACUAUCCCAGAGAGCCUCGGUGAACUUUCAGCGACUUCCAUAAACUUCUCAAACAAUCUCCUCUCUGGUCCAAUCCCAGUUAUACUGAUCAAAGAAGGGCUUGUGGAGAGCUUCUCAGGAAACCCGGGCCUCUGCGUUCCGGUUCCCGUGACUUCAUCGUCCAAUCAAAUGUUCCCAAUAUGCUCACAGAGAAGCAGCUACAAAAAGAAGAUGAACUCCAUCUGGGUAAUUGGCGUCUCAGUAGCCAUCAUAGUUGUCGGGAUCCUGCUACUCCUCAAACGUCGAUUCGGUAGAGAAAGGGCCGUGAUGGAGCACGACGAGACCAUGUCCACGUCCUUCUUCUCCUACGAUGUGAAGAGCUUCCACCGAAUAAGCUUCGACCAGAGACAGAUAGUUGAAUCCAUGGUCGACAAGAACAUAGUGGGGCGCGGUGGGUCAGGCACGGUGUACAAGAUCGAGCUCAGCAGUGGGGAAGUGGUGGCAGUGAAGAGGCUGUGGAGCAGCAAAAGAGGGAAAGACUCGGCAUCAGAUGUCACUUCCCAGUUGCUUAUGGACAAGGAGCUGAAGACGGAGGUGGAGACACUUGGGAGCAUAAGGCACAAGAACAUAGUGAAGCUCUACUGUUACUUCUCGAGCCUGGAUUGCAGCCUGCUGGUUUACGAGUACAUGCCGAAUGGGAACCUGUGGGAUGCGCUGCACAAAGGGUGGAUUCAUCUGACUUGGGCUGCACGUCAUCAGAUAGCACUUGGGGUCGCCCAAGGGUUAGCGUACCUUCAUCAUGACCUGUUGCCACCAAUCAUCCACCGGGAUAUCAAGUCCAGCAACAUCCUGUUGGAUAUCCAUUACCAGCCUAAGGUUGCAGAUUUUGGGGUAGCCAAGGUUUUGCAAGCUAGAGGUGGGAAAGAUUCCACUACUACUGUUAUUGCUGGCACAUAUGGUUACUUGGCUCCAGAGUAUGCAUUCUCAUCGAAGGCAACUACCAAGUGCGAUGUGUACAGUUUUGGGGUCGUGCUGCUGGAGCUAAUAACGGGGAGGAAGCCCGUCGAGGCAGAAUUUGGAGACAACAAGAACAUCAUUUAUUGGGUCUCAACCAAAGUGGAGACCAAGGAGGGAGUGAUGGAAGUCCUAGACAAGAAGCUGUCAGGAUCCUUCAGAGAUGAGAUGAUCCAAGUCCUUAGGAUCGCCAUUCGAUGUACCUGCAAGACUCCGGCCCUAAGGCCAACCAUGAACGAGGUUGUCCAGUUACUUAUCGAGGCAGAUCCUUGCAGAUUCGAUUCAAGCAAGCCGUCGAACAAGACCAAGGAGACAUCAAAUGUGAGCAAGAUCAAGAACCCAUUUGAGUUGUGAUCUGCACAUAGAAGUGGGCAGGGUUUGAUGACGAAGAAGGUUAUAGGUCAAACGCAUAACUAUAGAAUCUAUAUAGAAGUAUUAUAUUGAUCAGAAUAGUGCAUGGCCUCCUUGUAGCUUAUAUGAAAUUGAGAGGCUAAUCAUAAAGAUCAUCAACUUGCUCUUUUUUUCAAUAACCUUUUGAAC